Molecule: messenger RNA, 526 nt
Organism: Erythranthe guttata (spotted monkey flower)
Lineage: Eukaryota; Viridiplantae; Streptophyta; Magnoliopsida; Lamiales; Phrymaceae
Product: hydrophobic protein RCI2B-like
Cellular component (GO): membrane
Source: RefSeq, a predicted model, not a curated record
UACUAAUAUUUGAUAUAUCCUUUUGUUUAAGUGUUAAAUUAAUCAAAGAAAUAAUUCAAAGGGAAAAAUGGGUGCUGCAACUUGUAUUGAUAUUAUUUUGGCUAUUAUUUUGCCUCCUCUUGGUGUCUUUCUCAAGUUUGGCUGCAAGUUGGAAUUCUGGAUCUGUUUGCUGCUGACAAUAUUUGGUUAUCUCCCUGGAAUCAUAUAUGCUAUCUACGCCAUCACCAAGGAUUAAUCCUUUCCAUGGUAAAAAUGCAAAGGGACAUACAUAAAGUUUAUUCCUCUAGUGGUGAUUGAUUUGAUUUGGCGCCUUUAAUUUCUUAUUUUGAUUCUUCUUCUCCCCUCUUUUGGCUUUUUAUAAACAGGAUAUUUUAUUUUAUUUUAUUUUAUUUGUAUCAAGUGAUUUAUUUUAGCAUGUCCUGGUUUGCUGAUUGUCUAUUAUUGCUACGUACUUUUAAGUAAUGUAAUGUAAUUAUGGUGACCUUGAUUUGAUUAUUGUAUAAUAUAUAUUUUUCUGUUUUUUUUU